UUUAUCAAAUUUUACUUUUCAGUCAUUCGCGAGAUUUAAUCACUAUUAAUCAUUCUGGUCGGUCUGCGUUUAGAAAAAUCGGAAUCAGAUGAAGCUGUUGGGUGAAUAUAAGUGAAAAUAAUUGGUUAUUUAACUACAAAUAGUGUAGUAAGAAUAUUGUGCUGUUAAAAUGGAAGUUUUUCAAACCGAUAAUUUUUACAUUUUCGUAAAACGCGAAAAGAGUUUGUGGUGGCAUCGUAAAACUUCUGAGUUUACAAUUAAAGCAGGUUGGGACUUAUCCUCAGUGGAUGAUAUUGAGUGUAUUGGUAUUACACAUGGUAUUGUGGGCGUUAUCAGUUUACCAAACGUCUACGAACCGCAUUUGGUGAUAGUCAAAGAGGCAACUCCCGUCGGCGUACUUUAUGCACCGAGUUUAGUGUAUAAAAUUAAAUCGAUCUGCAUUUUAAGCGCCGAUGAACCCGACACAGUAUUGACAUCAUGCACAAGGCACUCUAGAAGCGCUAAUAGCACGCCCACACACCGACCAUCAUCGAAUACUUCCGCUUCAGGCAGCACCAACAACACCAGCACCUCCAACACGAAAACGAAGCUUUUUGAAGGAGCGCAGCUGAUGAACAAAACAUGGGGUGCUGUAAAAAAUGCCGGCAACACUAUUAAGAAUACCACUCAACAAGCUGCUGCUUUGGCGUCUAAUCAGAUGAAGUCUUCUGUGGGUAUACGCGACCCAUCGCGUAUUGUAAAGCGUAUCACGGAGGAGUUGCACAAGAUAUUUGAUGAUACCGAUAGUUUCUACUUUAGUUUGGACAGCGACAUUACUAAUAAUUUGCAGCGACAGGGUGCUGGCGGUGAACAAAGGCAACAAUAUGAUGAACGUUUCUUUUGGAAUAUGCAUAUGAUUGCUGACAUAAUGAAGUUCAAAGACAAUACAUGGGUAUUGCCGAUUAUACAAGGAUUCGUGCAAGUGGAACCUUGCGUGAUAGGUAAUGAAUGCUUUACAUUGGCGCUGGUAUCGCGCAGGUCACGAUAUCGCGCUGGCACUAGAUAUAAGCGACGUGGCGUGGACGAGCAGGGUAAUUGCGCUAAUUAUGUCGAAACGGAGCAAAUACUAUCUUUUCGUCACCAUCAUUUGUCAUUCACACAGGUACGUGGCUCAGUACCCAUCUUUUGGAGUCAGCCAGGCUAUAAGUACAGGCCACCGCCACGUUUGGAUAGGGGUGAACAAGAAACGCAGGAGGCAUUCGAACUGCACUUUACCAAAGAAAUAUCGCUAUACGAUGGCGUUUGCAUUGUCAAUUUGGUUGAGCAGAGCGGCAAGGAGAAAUUGAUUGGGGACACUUAUGCAAAGCAUAUCGUAAAAUACAAUAACGAUCGUUUAACAUAUGUAACUUUUGAUUUUCACGAUUACUGUCGUGGCAUGCGUUUUGAAAAUGUUUCAGCGCUUGUCGAAGCGCUUGCUCCCGAAGCAGGAGCUAUGGGCUUUCAUUGGCGUGAUCAGCGUGGUGUUAUUUGUAAUCAAAAAUCAGUAUUUCGUGUUAAUUGUAUGGAUUGUUUGGACCGCACAAAUGUUGUAGAGACGGCAAUAGGCAAGGCUGUGCUGGAAUCGCAGCUGGUCAAGUUGGGGUUAUCGCCACCAUAUACACCGAUACCGGAACAACUAAAAUCGCCAUUUAUGAUACUUUGGGCCAACAAUGGUGAUAUAAUUAGCCGACAAUAUGCGGGCACAAAUGCGCUUAAGGGGGAUUAUACGCGCACCGGAGAACGGAAAAUAAGUGGCAUGAUGAAGGACGGUAUGAAUUCGGCGAAUCGUUUCUUCAUUCAAAAUUUCGCUGAUUCCUUCCGGCAAUGUAUAAUUGAUUUAAUGCAAGGCAAGCUGGUCGAAGCCGAUCAACUGAAUGAGGAUGAAGUUAUGAAGACCAUAUUAUGCAUUCUCUGCCCGUCUGCACCGGCGCCAAUACGCGGAUACUAUCACGCCGGUGUGCUCGGUCCGGAAUUGCAUUUUCUGGAAAAUAUCAUAAACGCAAGUUAUUAUCUCGCGCGUUUUAAAGAUUCUUAUCGUCAAGCCACCAUCGAUCUCAUGCUCGGAAAUCAAGUUUCCGCCGAGUCAUUGAAUGCUUUGGGAGGUCAGUCAGUGCCUGACGAAACCGACGCUCUAGAGGGUGCAGAGCAAGCCAAGUUACUUGUAGAUGAUUGCCGUCGUCUACUGCUCGGUUCAGCACAAUAUCCUGUGGGUUCGUGGGGUCUGAUCGACGCUGAUCCAACUACUGGUGAUCUAAAUGAAACGGAUGUCGAUACUGUGCUGUUGCUCACCGAUGAUUGCUAUAUUGUGGCCGAAUAUGACUCAUGUUUGGAUAAGAUUGUCCGUUUCGAAAAAGUCCAAUUACAGAAUAUAACGCUAAUAGAGUUGGGCAUGUAUCAGCAAACCAAAUUGUUUCAAGGCUCUGCACCAGCUUUGCUCUGUUUGAGGCUCAACUAUACUGUGGAUGGAGUGGACGGCUAUUUCCACAUGUUUCGUUCUGCCAAUAUACGAUUCUUUAAUAAUAUGGUUUACGUUAUCAAAACACAGGAAGAAGUUAUGGAAUCCCUUAUGUCCAUUGUUGAUAUGAUCCGCAUUGCCCUUGAUAAUAUCGGCAAGUCAGAUGUGCGUUUAAUCACUGGAGGUGUUUUGCAGCGUCGCAAAAGUAGAAAUCCCAUGUUAGAAGUACCAAAGGGUAUGCCGCGCAAUCUCUCCGAAUCCCAACUCGUGCAAAUCAGCUCAAAGGCAAUCUCCAAUGUUGCAGGUCAAUUUUCCAAAUUGGGACAGUCACUUAAUCCGAAUAAAAACAGAAAUGCCAACACCGACAACAACAUACAGAAACAGUCAAACGAAAUAGCCAAAAUCAAUCCACAGGUUAUGCGUCAGUCCCAAACGUCAAUCGAACAUGCAGAGGAAGCGGAGAAAGCCACGUUUUCGCUGGGACGUGCACAGCGCAAUUCUCAUAGUAGUACAGACACCGAUGAGAACGACAGCAGUAUUUAUGAACCCGAACUGGAUUCGGAUGUAGAUUUUGCGCUCGCCACACCUAAUAAGGUUGCUGCUGGGAAGUCGGGUUUCAAUGAAAACGAUUUUUUGCCCUCAGUUGGCAUUGUAAUGGGAAAUGCACAUGAUGGCGAACAGUCCACAGUGUCCGACGACAACUUGGAUCGUUUAGUGCAGCGGGAUAGCAUGGCAAAAAAUAGUGAAGAUGUGAACACCAUUUCGAUAUCGUCGGUAACCGAUCACGUUACCAUGCCGACGGGAUUGCUGGAGAAUGCACAACCUGUGCGACCUAUAACGCCAAAUCCGCAAAUUUGUGUGCAAUCUGAAAUAGAGGAGCAGACUGCAGCGCAACGUGCCAGUGGAGCGGCCAAAGAUCUCAACCUACCAUUGGGUAAUAUCACGGCCGAUUCUAGUAAGUUAAAGCAAUUGGCAAGCCCGUUAUCUCGUACGAUGGCGGUUAGUCCCUUGUCGAAAUUGGCCAAAGGUAUGCAAAACAUUGGAUUGAAUUUGGAUCCACGUAAGAUUGCCUCAAAGACAGGUGUAUUGUCACCAACGAGCACUUCAGCUGACAGCACGCCGUCAUCGGAACGGCAAAGUAGUCGUGCACAAUUGCAGGAGCUAUGGGCGGAGCAGCAAUGUACUACCAAGUUGAUUGCAUUGUAAAGGGAAAUACCAAAUAACAGGGAAUAGUU
This is a messenger RNA of Zeugodacus cucurbitae (melon fly), 3708 nucleotides long. RefSeq names its product phosphatidylinositide phosphatase SAC2 (gene sp3). Gene Ontology annotation, cellular component: early endosome; clathrin-coated endocytic vesicle. Bases 170 to 3679 code for a protein of 1169 amino acids. Gene Ontology annotation, molecular function: phosphatidylinositol-4-phosphate phosphatase activity. The record is from RefSeq and is a predicted model, not a curated record. Gene Ontology annotation, biological process: regulation of endocytic recycling; phosphatidylinositol dephosphorylation. The transcript has 15 exons. Lineage: Eukaryota; Metazoa; Arthropoda; Insecta; Diptera; Tephritidae.